ACAAAACUAAAAGAAGUGGGAGAGACAAGUGAGAAGCAGUGCGCGUGCAUUGGUUGAAUAAUUAGAUGAUUGCGUCACGUGUACAAAUUUCAUCAUCAAGUUAGAGAGAGGCAGACGAAGCUCCCGCGACCGCAACAACGUAUUUCUGUUUCUCUGGGUAGAACUGAACUGAGAUCAAAUCAUGCACCCAUUACUUCCCUCAAAUUAGGACCAAAUAUAGUAUUUGCAGAUCAAUGGAUCUAGGGAAUGAGGUGCAGAAGAUUCUAAGCUGGACAUCUGUGUGUGGUAACCUUGGUCUUCAUUUGAUCUGGCUUAUCCUACACUUGAUCAUCAAUGUUUGGUACUCUGUAUUGGGUAUAGCUCAUAAAGUGGAGAGUACCCUCAUUUCUAGCCGGCUGCUAAAGAGUUACAAUGCCAUUAACAUUAAUAAAGUGCGAUACCUGGCUGUUGUGAUUGAAAGCGAAGAAGCUCGCCAAACUUCAAAAGUUCUUGAAUUAUUGCAUUGGCUUGCAUCUAUUGGUAUAAAAAGCAUCUGCCUCUAUGAUAGAGAAGGAGUGCUGAAAAAUUCCCAGGAAGCCAUUAUAGAAGGAUUGAACAAGUCCCAGGAAUCCAUCAUAGAAGGAUCGGAUCAUGGAACCUUGCCUGAGCAUGUAGAUCUGGAGUUUGUCUCUUUUGCUGAUUCAAAACCUGCCGUGGCCAAAGCAGCUAAUUUACUUUUUGUCAAGCAUUACGCCAGCACUAAACCAGGAAAACCGAAUAUUACAGAGUCUGACAUGUCUGAGGCUCUACAAGCAGCAGGUUAUGGGGGACGAGAGCCUGAUCUUUUAUUAGUUUAUGGUCCUGUGAGAUGUCACAUGGGGUUCCCAGCAUGGAGAAUCCGAUACACUGAGAUUGUACAUAUGGGGCCCUUGAAGUCCAUGAAAUUUGGGUCCCUCAUAAAAGCCAUCCAUAAAUUCACAAAGGUGCAUCAAAACUAUGGCCAAUGAACACUUGAAGAUGGAGUGAUUUUUUCUCAGUACGAGAUUGUUGCGCUUCUCAGCAUUUACAACAUGCAGUCAGCUUCGUCUUAUAUAUUUAUAUUAUUCCAAGAUUUCAUGCAAAAUAUGUGGCGGCAAAUCUUAAUUCUAAUAACAAAUACCCCUUUGUGCAAUCUCUCUCUCUCACACACACACACACACUUGUGUGUGUGCAUUGUUAUAACUUAUUAGUUAGAGAUGCCUCUUCAUGAGAUUCUCCUUUUGUGAAAGUCACAGUCUCACAGAUGAACUUAUGGUAUUUGUCAUCAAUGGGAGAAAAGCUAAAAAGAUUGCUGUAAUGGCAAUGAUAGAUGCCAGAUCUCUAACUUCUCGUAUACACAAGACUAUAUUAACUUACUAUGCUUAAAUGAUAUAUAGAAGUGAGAAUAUGUAUAUAUUAACUAUGGUUUAGUGAUAACAAUGUAUGUGUAGGUACACGUUAUGUAUUCAUUAGAUUAGCAUAAACGAGUGUUGAUAUUCUA
Molecule: messenger RNA, 1498 nt
Organism: Nicotiana tabacum (common tobacco)
Lineage: Eukaryota; Viridiplantae; Streptophyta; Magnoliopsida; Solanales; Solanaceae
Cellular component (GO): endoplasmic reticulum membrane; dehydrodolichyl diphosphate synthase complex
Molecular function (GO): ditrans,polycis-polyprenyl diphosphate synthase [(2E,6E)-farnesyl diphosphate specific] activity
Source: RefSeq, a predicted model, not a curated record